CAGCAGCACACGGGGAGGGGGUUGCCAAAGGCGAGAGCUUUAUUGGAUGCAAUGGGACUUAACCAGUCUGAUCCUCCAACUGGCUGGGGCAGCAUUUUGUUAAAGAUCACAAUACUGGUCAACAUGUACCCCCAGCACAUCCCUCAUCUUCCUCAUUACCCAUAACUACUACUAGUGUAGCUGGGAGUAGCAACUGGCACGUAACAUAGUAACUUAUAGUGCUGCACCAUUGUGUGCUUUAUACCCUGAAACCGCACAAUUCUACAUUCCAAUUCCAUGUCCACUUUUCAGGAUGAGCAAUAACAGCAUCAUUUCCAAGCUGUCACGUGCUAUCGUGGCAUGGGUUGGGGCUUAUCACUGAUAGGAGCCCGGCACUGCCCAUGUGAUCUGUCCUGCCUCAGCUCGGUCACAUGUCUAUGACAUCACGACUUCCUUAGAGCCGCUCUAUCUCCGCUCCCAUCUCCCAGCAUCUCUUGUAGUGAAAGAGGAGGACGAGGCCCUAAAAAAGCAGCAACAUGUCUGGGUAUAUGAAGCAGCAGAGCCGGGUUCGGGACUUCAGCAGCAUUAUUCAGACCUGCAGCGGCAAUGUGCAGAGGAUCACAAAUAACACUGCCCAGAUCCGGACCCUAUUAAAUCAGCUGGGGACAAGCCAGGAUUCCACUAAGCUGCAGCAAAACCUGCAGCAGAUUCAGCAUUCCACUAAUGUCUUGGCUAAGGAGACCAACACAUAUUUGAAAGACCUUGCAUCUGUCCCCACCCCACUUUCUCCUGCAGAACAGCGUCAGCAAAAACUUCAGAGGGAACGUCUUAUGAAUGACUUUUCAGCGGCACUUAAUCAUUUCCAAGCUAUCCAGAGACAAGUGUCUGAGAAGGAAAAGGAAACUGUAGCCCGGGCCAGGGCAGGCUCCCGCCUCUCAGCUGAUGAAAGGCAGAAGGAGGAGCAGCUUGUGUCUUUUGACAACAAUGAAGACUGGAAUCAGCUGCAAAGCCAAGAUGAAGAAGUUGCAGUUACAGAAGAGGAUCUAGAGCUUAUAAAGGAAAGAGAGAGCGCCAUCCAGAAAUUAGAGGCAGACAUUCUUGAUGUCAACCAAAUAUUUAAAGAUUUAGCAGUAAUGAUUCAUGAUCAAGGAGAAAUGAUAGAUAGUAUAGAAGCCAAUGUGGAAAGUGCAGAGGUUCAUGUAGAGAGAGGAACAGAGCAACUACAAAGGGCAGCAUAUUACCAGAAAAAAUCCCGGAAGAAGAUCUGUAUUUUAGUGCUGGCUCUUGCCAUUGCAGCUGUGAUUCUGGGUUUCAUCAUAUAUUUAUCAGUGAGAUCCUGAGGUCACUCAUAACACCCUUUCAUCUUCUUUUCAUCUUCUGGUUAUUUUCCUCAUGCAAUUUGCUGUGCAUAUAUUUUCCUCCAACCAUAAGUGAAUAACAGAGACAGGAUUUGAAGAAAAAAAAAAUGAAUAAAAGUACUAUGGAAUACCACAAGACCCUGCUGUGAGACACUCCUGAACAUGACAUUUUAGAACGGCAAACCUUUUUUUUUUUUUUUUUUUUUUUUUUUUUUUUAAUCCUAGUGCUGUCAUAUAUUUACUAUUGUGCCACAUGGCCAGGACUUUUUUUAUUCCAUUAAAAUAUCAGAUCACAUCACACCACUAAUCUUGCCCACAAUAGUUUAUGCUAUAUUCUGGCGACAUCUUGAACACCAUGUAGAUAACAUUUUAGAAUAGGAUUUAUUUAUCACCGAUUAACAUUCAGUUCUCCCCAACUUGACACUGUGGGAGUAUUAAUUCUGCUCACAUUGUCAUUGCACAAAACUACUUUAUAUAUAAAAAGCUACUAUGGUUCACUUUAAUUUAUGUUUAGAAGGGAGAAUAUUGCUCAACGUGUUAGUCUUGGUAACAACACUGUCUUCUCAUUGGGGAUUCAUUAUAUAAAGCCUUCUUGGUUUUGUGGUGUGUGUCUAUGCACACAAGCAUAUAUAAAUAAAUGUGUAAUUUUAUGUAUAUAACUAUGAACCCAAUAAUCAUCUCAUGAUAAAUGUUACCGACUCUCCCCUUUUAGCACUGUAGUAAUGAAUAUAUUAUGUUGAUAGGAGGCAAAAUAAUAAUAAUAAAAAUGUUAAACCC
Xenopus laevis (African clawed frog) is the source of this 2114-nucleotide messenger RNA. RefSeq names its product syntaxin-12 (gene stx12.L). NCBI's taxonomy places the organism in Eukaryota, Metazoa, Chordata, Amphibia, Anura, Pipidae. Bases 516 to 1319 code for a protein of 267 amino acids. Gene Ontology annotation, biological process: vesicle-mediated transport; intracellular protein transport; autophagosome assembly. Gene Ontology annotation, molecular function: SNAP receptor activity; SNARE binding. The record is from RefSeq and is a predicted model, not a curated record. The transcript is spliced from 9 exons. Gene Ontology annotation, cellular component: synaptic vesicle membrane; membrane; recycling endosome membrane.